Messenger RNA from Thecamonas trahens ATCC 50062, 610 nucleotides. RefSeq lists its product as uncharacterized. Gene Ontology annotation, molecular function: GTP binding; GTPase activity; GDP binding. Gene Ontology annotation, biological process: signal transduction. The transcript is spliced from 2 exons. Gene Ontology annotation, cellular component: plasma membrane. The record is from RefSeq and is a predicted model, not a curated record. Lineage: Eukaryota; Apusomonadida; Apusomonadidae. The coding region runs from base 14 to 610 and encodes 198 amino acids.
ACCCACCCCCACCAUGGAAGGCGAGCUGGACAUUGGUCCAUCGUUCACCUCGGCCAUGGAGACCGUACUCGCGGUCAUGGGCCCAAUGGCUGUGGGCAAGUCGGCGCUGACGGUGCGGUACAACUCGGGCCACUUUGUGGACAACUACGAGCCGACGCUCGAGGACUCGUACAGGAAGACCAUUGUGCUGGACGGACGGUCGCUGGUGGUGUACAUCCUCGACACGGCAGGCUCAGAUCAGUUUUCAUACCUUCGAGAUCAGUACCUCAAAAAGGGCCAUGGCUUUAUCUUUGUCUUUUCGCUCACCGCUCGCGCCUCGCUGCUUGAGCUCGACGACUUUAUCCAGCAGCUGCGUUUCUGCCGCGAGUCGGACUCGCUCGACGGCGUCACCGUGCUGGUGGUGGGCAACAAGGCCGAUCUCACUGACCAGCGCGAGGUAUCGGAGGAGGAGGGCCGUGCAAAGGCGGAAGAGCUUGGGUGCGCGUACAUGGAGACGUCCGCCAAGUCGGGCGACAACGUCCGAGAGGCCUUUGAGACCGUCAUCCGCGGCAUUGUCGACAACAGACCCGCCUCCCGCCCGCCGUCCAAAAAGUGGUGCACAUUGUUGUGA